AGGGUCGUCAGAGACAGGGACACGGGGACGGGGGAGACGGAGCCCGCCGCACAGCACACCACAGCAAAGCUCCGACCUUGCGCUGCGCCGCCACGUUCGUCUCAUUCUCAUCCACCACUCCUCCCCUUCCUUCUCCUUGGUGCACGCACGGCUGCACCCCGUCCGGCCGUCCCAUUUCUCUAUUCCCCCACCUCCCCUCCGACCUCCCCCCUGUCUGCCUGUCUCGGUGGCGGCGGGGCUGAGCUGGGGGCUCUUCUUCCUCCAUUCCUCAAUCCUCCUCCUCCUCCUCCUCCCGAGUCAAACUCCGGCCAGCCAAACCCGCAGCCUCGACCUGCAGUCCGAGAGAUUGAUCGGGGGAUCGAGGGAAGGAGGGAACAGGCUACAGGCCCAACUCCAGCAUCAGGGAGAGGGGGAGCAAUCUUCAGGAACAACCAAACAGGAUCACCAUGCCUUCUUGCCCGCGGCGAACAAGAGCAAAAGCAGGGUAUUGAUGCCAUUUGACUCCACGGCGUGCAUCUAGCCUCCGGAGCUGAUAGACCACGGGGAAGCCAUGGCCAUGGAAGCUCACAACCUGCGGUUUGUCAGGUGCCCCAAAUGCCACCAGCUCCUCGUCGAGUACCCCUCCAUUCCUGUCUACAAGUGUGGCGGCUGCAGCACGGUUCUCAGAGCGAAACAUCGGCCUGUCCCUGCAGCACGAGCUGGAUCAGAAUCCGGGGAGUGCAGCACGGGCUCUCCGUAUAGCCUGAAGGGAUCCUCUAUCCAGAGUAGCGGAUCGAUCUGCUCGGGUGAACAGAGAGCUGUGUCCUCUGUUGAUCGGCCUCAUGAGGCCACACCUCAUGGAAGCGUGGUCUCCACUGCCAACAACAUUGAUUCCUGUGACGGCGUAGCCGACGAAAGAACUGUGUCUGCAGCAGAUAGUGGUGUAGUAACACAUGUCAAGCAUCCGAAGAACACCUGCUCCUUAACUGAUGAUGGGAAUAUCCGAAACUCUGGGGUUAUGGCCAAAGAGAAAGAGACACAUGACGAAGACACUGGGGCUGGUUCUAGUUCAGAUUUGACUGAACGAGUCGAGAACGUUGAUGCCGGUGAAAAGGCCAAUGGAGGCAAAAUCGGUGAUAUUGGCACUAGUGAACUGAGCACAACACUGUAUGAGAAAAGUCAGGCUGCUCACAGGGAGGAGAGGCCGCACACGUAUGAAGGCGUGCAUGUUGAGUCUCACAAAGCUCUGAUUGAAGAGUUGGAGAGGUCUCUUUCAUUUAGUAGUGAUGAUGAAUACUUCUCGGACGAAGCAGAAAGCAGCGGGCUUAGUGAUGCUCUGCGUAACCAAAUGGGUAGCCGCAGGUUCAGAGCGAAUGAUGCCCCCCGAAACGAUCCACAUGGUCGAUUGAUUGAAGAACUAGAGAUGUCUUUCAGCGAUGCAGAAGAGCCAUUGGAGCAGCAUGGGAUGGGUGCAGGCACAGUUCAUGGAAAUGUGCUUGACAAGGAUCCACAGGCCCUGGGUGCUAAAAGUGCACAUCCAUGUGAAGAAAGCCUCUCAUCAUUUGACAGUGGACAUCUCAAAUCUGAACAAACUUCUCAUCAGGAAAGCAGGGCAAUAGGUAAUGGCAAUCAAGGAAAUGAGCAUAUUGAAGAGAACAACAAUACUGCCAACUCUGUUCAUGGGAGUGAGCAUAUUGUGAUUGCCAAUGACGAAAUUGCAGAUAGAAUCCAUGAGAAAGAGCAUGGUAAGGAUUGCCAGCCUGCAAACAUAGAAAGUGGAUAUCCUUUUGAAGGAAGCACCUCUUCAGCCGAUGAUGGCAGUAUCGAAGUUCAGCAAAGUUUUCAACCAAGUGACCUGACAGCAGAUGCCAAUCGAGAAGUGGAAGAUGAUAAGAUAACCAAUGAUAAUCUUGUGCCUGCAGAUUCCCAUGAGAAAGAGCAUGGGAAUGAUAAUCUUUUCCUUGUGCCUGCAGAUGAAGACAUUGCAGAGAGGGUUUGUGUAAACGAAGAGCUAACAGCAGAUGGCACUCAGGAAACGGAAGAUGGCUGCAUGGAGGAUGACAACAUGACCAAUUGUGUACAUGGCAAUGAUAAUUCUAUGCUUGCAGAUGAAGACAUUGCAGAGAGAGUUCAUAAGCAUGAAGAUUUAACAACUGAUGGGACUCAGGAAGUGGAAGAGGGUUUUAUGGAAGAUAGCAACAUGACUAAUUCCGUUCAUGUCAGUGAUAAUCUUGUACUUGCAGAUGAAGACAUUGCAGAGAGAGUUCAUGGAAAUGAAGAGACAGCUGAUGGCGCUGGAGAAAAUGAAGAGAGCCUUUUGAAAAAUGAAAUUGUGAAUGUUGCUGUUGCAGAUGAGGACAUUGCAAAGAAGAUUCAUGAGAAUGAGCAUGGUAAGGAUCGGCAGUCCCUGGAGGACGAAAGUGCACAUCUGUAUGAUGGAGUCAUCACUUCGUUCAGUGCUGGAUACACCAAAUCUGAACAAAGUUUUCAACAAGAUGAGCCAAUACCUGAUGCCACUGAAGAAAAGGAAGAGGAUUUUGUGGAAGAUGGAAAUACAGCUAGCUGCAUUCAAGAAAACCGGGCAGCUGUUGCUAGGUUCUCAAGCUUGCCAAAUAAGAGGAACCAGUCCAAGUUAGCUAGCUUUAAUAAGAACAAAGAACAAAUGACCUAUAGAUCUAGAGGUAGCCAGCUUCGUCAUGGACGGUCACUUGAUUCUGAAGAUUUCCACUCAAUUCAAAACUUUAUGGAGUCACAAAUGGAUGGUACCUCAAGUUCUCUCUCAAGUGGGUCUCCCAGUCGGGGCGAUUUGGUGCACAGAACAGCAAACAAGUUCAAUAAUAACAUUAGACAUGAGCGCCUCAAAAAGAUGGAUGAACUAAGAGAUCAGCUAAGUAGGCUUUCAAGCCAGAAGGGCUCGGAGAGAAGUUACCAGAAGAGAGGCCUAGAGUACCAGCAACAAUCCAAUAGCUAUGAUGUUGAGCACCAUCUUCAAAGUGUUGAUGGUGAUUCCGCUCCAAGUUCCUGUGCUCUAGAAUCCUAUUAUGGUCAUGGAAGGCCGCCAAGGUAUCCACCACCAAAUCCUUUCUCUCCAACCCAUACAUACACACAUUGCCAUUUUGGACAUGCUCAAACGCGCCUACCACACAAUUAUGAUCCAUGGGAGUUCAAUUCAUAUUACCAGUCCUCAUACGCUGAAAGCACAAUUCUGGACCAUGAAUCACUUAGGUCAAGUUACAAGGAGCAGAAACGAGUAGUGAGAAAGCAUAUUUUGCGGCCUCUGUCAGGUGCUUCCCCAUUCACUAUCUGCAAUAGCUGUUUCAAUUUGGUUCAAAUGCCAUCAGAUAUCUACAUAUCAAAAGCAAAGGUUGGCAAAAUGCAAUGUGGCAAGUGCUCCAAGGUUCUGGCAUUAUCAUUUCCUGCAGUAUACAAUGCAAAUGCAAAGAGUAGUGUGGAUGUGGCCCAAGAGUCAUGCAACCUGGACGAUAGCAUAGUCGCUAAAAAUGAUGAUAUUGCUUCUUAUUAUGCUGAGUGCCUCACAGGGGGUCCUGUUAGUAUCAGUGAAGAUUAUGGAGCAUCGUACACAAGAAGCUUGCCUACUCAAGCUGGAUCGAGUAGCCUUGCUGCCACAGAAAGUGGCAAGAAGGUUUCUGACUCGGCACUCCAUCGACUCAUGGGGUAUGAUUCAGCUAGCCAGUUGUUACGUCACAGCAGGGUGUUUGAAGAUGGAUAUGAGAGCUUCGAGUCAAUGGUGCCAGUUUCCAGCAGAGUAUCCAGAAGAAAGAACAAAUAAGGUUUUACUCUGAAGUGUGAAACCUUCUGCUCCCUUUGCAAGCAACUAGGAAGGAGAAACAAUUUUGGAGUGUGGUCCAACCGUACCGCAGAAGCCCUUCCUAUGAUCUGAAGACAAGUUGGCAUCUUGCCAUCAAAUAGUUUCAUUAGUUUCUCAGAGAAGGUGGAAUAUUUGAACCAAUUUAGUUUUGUCAUAUUCUUUAUGGUGUAUAGAUAUUGCUUAUUCUUGUUGUAAAUUUGUUCAUAUCUGGUAUAAUGACAAUUAUUAAUACCACACUGUUGGUAAUUGUGGUCAAAAUUGAUCAUAUAGUCAGUAUACUGGUAAGUUCAGGUCUUUCGCAACUCCUGCAUGUUGAAUUAAGACCCAGAAAUGGAAGCUGUAGACAUUGUAUUGACACUAACAUAGUUCAUUUUCAUUUUA
This is a messenger RNA of Sorghum bicolor (sorghum), 4189 nucleotides long. RefSeq lists its product as uncharacterized. Gene Ontology annotation, biological process: regulation of defense response to fungus. The record is from RefSeq and is a predicted model, not a curated record. The transcript is spliced from 3 exons. NCBI's taxonomy places the organism in Eukaryota, Viridiplantae, Streptophyta, Magnoliopsida, Poales, Poaceae. The coding region runs from base 551 to 3769 and encodes 1072 amino acids.